AAAUGAUGAUAUAAACAGUCCUCUGAAAAGAAACAUAAAAGACUGUAACAGAUUGUACCGCUAUAACAACAAACGUUAUUACUCAGUGUUAAAGACGGAGAAAUUUUCACUAGGAUUUUAGAAGCUUGAGGAACAGUUGUGAUUAAGAAAAAUUGAAUGUGUAUUUUCAAGUAGUGAACUGCAAGACCGUUUUUACAAAAAAAAGCAGGUAAAAAUCCUAUUUGAGCAGACAGUCGGUCAUUUUCAAGUUCCAGACAAACAUUCAAAUGAUCAAGAUUCAGUCAUAUGUCAGUAGAAAUUAAAUCUUCGACAACUUGUUAGACGAGACAACAACUUGUUAGACAAGACGAGGCACAAUGGAUUAGUUGGCUUGCAGAAAAGAAAUAAAAGCAUCAUUCAAAUGAAUUAUUGAUACAGUUUCGCUGUAAUCUGUCACUAAUUGAUCAACGGAAAAUUCAUAUUGUUGAUUUCAUUCUGAAUACAAAUCCUUCAAUUUCACGACUGACGAUUGUUGGUCAUGUGUAAUAGAACUACAAUGUAGAUAUGUUUUGUGACUAAUUCGAACUCUUUGAAAGAAAAAAUCAUUAUAGAAAAUAUGCUGUUUGAUAGAGCUGAUUUGAAUGUAAACUGUAAAGUAAGAGUCAUCACAGAUUAGUAAAGAGUAAUAUCUGCCUAGCUUAAAAUAUGGUGUUUUGAAGAUCAAAUUGACAUAGGAUUUUAACUUAUCCUGAAAUUGAAUUAAAAAGAAAGAAAAGGCAUUUUUUAAAGGGAGACGAAUGAUUGCAUGUUGUUGAAUGCUGAAAUUUUACAUUAAAUUGUGGUUGCUGUUUUCGUUUUCGUUUUCUUGUCAACCUAAAAUUAAAUUGGAUUUUAAUAAGUGAAAAAAUGGAUGACUAAUAAAGAUUUAUAUUGAAAAGUAAUUGAAUUGAGAAAAGAAAAAAAUUAAUUGGAUGUCUGCUGCACGGCUAUUAUUCUAUAAGCACUGAUUAGAAGAAAAUUAAUUUAGAAAGUCUUAAAACAAGAAGAUAAUCAACGCUGUUCUACUGGAAAAUAAUUUUGAAAUUCUUCUUGGUGGAACCAGAAAUAUGCAGAGAAGUUUAAUAUUAACUUUGAUAGAUCAGUAAAAAAUUUGCUUUUUAUGUGUAUUGUGAAAUUAGGAAUCUUUCUUUUUUUCAAAAUAAUUUAAUUGUGUAAUUGUGCUGAAAUUUUGCAGUGAAAUACAACAGUUGAAUUGGAGCUCAUUGAGAAAUAGAGGAGGAAGGGAAGAAAUUUUAACAUUAUUUUAUUUGAUGGACGUAGUUUCGCUAUUUUAUAAAAAAAAAUCAAAAGGAUGGAAUUUCCCGUCAUCUGAAAAGACACAGCGUUUUGGAAAUUUAAACCGGAUUUUACAGAUGUCUGUAAAGAUUUCUCCCAUCAUGCCUCAGGGUCGUCAAGUCAAUGUGGGUCAGAUGAAUGAGGAAGAAUUCGAAAAGAUAUUACAAGUGUUGCAGAAAGAUUUUGAACUUCGACAGAAAGAACAAGAUAGACUUAGUAAGAUCCAGGAAGAUAUUGAAGAAGAGAAUCAGAAAGCUACUGUACUAUCACAGAAAACUAAACUGAAUGAGAAUGUUUGUAUUCGUUGUUGUCGAUCCUUUGGAAUAAUAUUCAACAGAAAGCAGACAUGUCAGCUGUGUAAACUGUACAUCUGUAAAUCAUGCUGCCUCUAUGACAGGGAGAACAAAGGUCAUAUAUGUCAUACCUGUGCUGAGGCCAGGGAAUUGAAGAUGAAAUCGUGUGAAUGGUUUUAUGAUAAUGUCAGCAAGAAGUUCAAGAGAUUUGGCAGUGCUAAAGUUGUUAGAACUCUGUACAAACAAAAGAGGAAGGACUCAGCCAGAAGAUACCACAGUGCUGAAAAUCUGAUUGCUGAUAACGAAAGUGAUAGUGGCUAUGAUCCUUCACUACUGUCCAGUAAACAAUAUGGAUCCCUGCAGUCACUGGACAGAUUGCACCAACAAGUAGAGGGUCACAGCAGGGAAAGUGACACAGAAGUGGAUCUUAAAGAUGGUUUUGAUCCAGUGAUUCCAGCUCCGAUACAGUUUGGUCCAUCAGUGAAACCUCCUCUAAACAAAGAUAUAAAUAGCAAUCAUAAUGAAGGUGGAAGAGGAAGUCAUGAAGAAAAAGAAAGCUCCACAAAAGGGGUUUCAGAUAUAUACAAGGAAGCGUUUGAGAAUGCUAAAACUACAGAGGAAAAGAAGUUCCACGGACGUUUCGAUUUGUUUAAAUCAGAACUACAGAAAUCGUUGGAGAAUCUAUUAUCCAGCGGUGUAAAUCACAGUUACAGCAAUAAUUCUUAUAGUGAUGUUUUAGUGAAUUACAGAGGGAAGCUCAAAGAUCUCAUCGUCAGUCUUUCUCAAAGAUUAGAAAUUGUUAUAGAAAGUUUUGAUAGUACUUCAGAUGACCCUUUAGAAACCUCACAGAAAGUUCGUCAGCUGGUUUCCAGACUGGUUACUGAAAGUGUUGGUGAACCACUCGAUCUGGGCUCUGAUGAAGCUGUUUCAGAUCUAUCCUCAUUGUCAGACGAAUCCUCUGAUCCUGUCAAGUCUUUCGAAGAUCAGCUAGCUCAUGCUGUUGUUACUAAGGUGCUAGAAAAUCAUAGAAGAGAUCAUCAUCUCGACUUUUGUCUUGAUGAGUUAGAUGGUCGCAAAGAUGAAGUUGACCAGGCACGUAACUCUUCAAUGUCUGAGGAGAAAAGUGACAAUGAAAAACAGUUUGACAGUGAAUCGAUGCCUAGUGAUAAUGAAAAAUGUGAUACUGUUCAUAGUAAUUCCACUGCCAAAAGUCAUGUGACUAAUAAUGGCAAAAGUCAUGUGACUAAUAAUGUGAAUCAAAAAAUAACUCUGCAAGAUAGUUCAAUGCAGUGUGAACCUUAUGAAAACCAAAAAGAAAGCAGUUUUCGUGAAAGGCCAAAAUCAGUGAAUGAAAUGGUGCAAUGUGAAUUGUAUGAAAACCAAAAAGACACUAAAUUAAGGGAAAGACCAAAGUCUGUGAAUGAAAUGGUGCAAUGUGAAUUGUAUGAAAGCGAAAAAGACAGAAUAAAGCCAGAAAGGCCAAAAUCUGUGAAUGAAAUUGUUCAAUGUGAUAUACGAAGUGAUGUAGAUAGCCUAGGUCAUAGUGAUUUAGAUAAUGAAACUGAUUUAUGUGAAUCAGAACAAAUAGAAAAAUGUGAAUCUGUAAAAAGUUUCAGUAGCUCUAGUACAAAUGUUGAAAAUGAAUUUGAAAAAUUACGCAGUUUUGCUAUGGACUUGUCCUCAAGGAGUCAACCUCAGGUUCGUCAAGUGGAGGAGUAUUUGGAUGAAUUGCCAAUGGAGGAAGAAAAAGUUGAUAGAACAGAAGGACAACAAGAAUUUUCAUCAAGAUAUGACACUUAUGAUCGUGUUCAUGAUGAUACUCGUAUUUCACUGCCAAGUCUUGACGAUUACGAUUACGAGUACGGGACGAGUGAAGUUGAUCCUGAUUUAUUAUCAAUGAAUCUUGCUCCUAUAAUUGAGGAAGAUGAAGAGGAGGCUGAGGAUGAGGAUGAUGACGAUGAUGAAAAAGAAAAUAAAGGUCAAGGACAAAACUGGAAAGGCAACUGGAUUUUUAAAAGUCCAGCUGGAAUAACUCCAUACAAAAAUGUUGGUCAGACUAAAAAAGUUGAAGGACUAUCACAAGUGUAUAUGACCAUUCCUCAACCGAAAGAACAUAUGUCACCAAGAAUAGGUCAAAGAGAUGUGGAUCAAAUGUCAGAUUUAUCCGAUGCAGACAGUAACCUUAGCGAUGAAGAAUCCUCCUUUUAUGCAAAUACCUCAGCAGAAAUUUCAAGAAUCAGUAAGAAACAUGGAAAGAACCGAAUGCGAACAUCUUCCGUACAGACUGAUGAAUCUGAUGUUGACGAUGUCAGAGAGAGGUCUUCAUCUGUGUCGAAAUCUCACCUUGAAAGUAGUGCUGAUGAAAGUGUCUCGUCUAUAAAGAAAAAAAUGAUAGAGGAAUAUGUCCCAGCAGACGGCGAAGAUCCAAAAUUUGAAAUCCCACCAGAAAGUUUAGAGGUGCCAGAAGGGGAACCUGCCAAGUUUUCAUUGCGUUUUGCAGGCACAGAGCCAAUAAAUGUGUUUUGGUAUAAAGUUGAGGAUGAUCUGGUAGAGUUGAUGGAUUCAGAACAAUACACGACCAGUCGUGAUGGCAAUCAUUGCUAUCUUACAAUAUACAAUCCAGUGAGAGCUGACGGAGGACAAUACAUGGCUAUAGCUAUCAAUGAGAAAGGACAAUGCUGCCAGUAUAUAAUUCUGUCAAUUAAAAAAAAUAAACAAGAACUGAAGAAGCCAGAGUUUCUUAAAGGAAUCCAGGAUGUUGAUGCUACUGAAGGUCAAACUGUCAAGUUCAGAUGUAAGGUCAAAGGUUAUCCACAGCCAAGAAUAUGUUGGUAUAAAGAUGGGAAGCUUCUGGCAAAUGAUGAUUGUUAUAAGAUAGAAAAAUUUGGAAACCGUGAUUAUAUUUUGACGAUAGAUUUUGCCUCAAUGAAUGAUGAUGCUGAAUACACUGUUGUGGCCAAAAAUAUCGCAGGAGAAACUAAAUCUGUGGCGCAACUGAUAGUUGAUACAGAUGUAGUCAAACCUAGCCAGCCUGUCAGAUUACCAACAUCAUCCCAGCGUAAAGAUGACCAACAACUGACCAAUCUGAACAGGAAGUUAUACGAGACAAAAUCAGAUGUCACUGAUGCUGCAGAGGACUUACUCAACACCGCCAAUGAAUUGACUGACAUCCACAAGAGCUUAGAUGAAGUUGAUCACAUGCUUUCAUCCUUUGAACAUGACCUUGACCCAGCUUCUGAUGUAACCAAUAACAACUGGGCAGAUACGGUUCUAUCCCAUAAUUUAGGACAUAGUACUUUAUUGAAUUAUCAAAAGAUGAAAACAGCAGCUGAAAAUGUAAGAAAAACAACUGGUAGGGCUAUUGAUCUUGUUGAAUCUACAGACAGUUUAAUUGACAACAAUAAAAUGGACUGCUUAGCAACUAGCACACCAAGGUCAUCAGAAGAAUCCAUUCAUACACCAAGGUCAAAGAAAGACAUUCCAGAAAACAAACCAAAAUGGUUACAAUUUGUUAAAGAAGAUGGUGACAUUCCAACACAUUCAUUGCUAUUAUCAAAACAAAGUAAUAAGACAAAUGAUUCAUAUUUCAAUCAGCCAAUCAAAACAACAGAAACUGGACAUGUGCCUUUAUCUGUUGACACUUCUCAUCAUGUGACUUCCAAGUUAGAUGAUUUUAUUUCAAACACUUCUGUUAAACCAGAGACUGUUCAUCAUUCAAAUGUUGAUCAGAUUCAUUUGACCGUUUCCAAGGACGAAACUGAUCAUGUGACCCCAAAUACUCAGCCAUUAGAUACAUCUCUAGACUCAUCAAAUAUUUCAAGUGAUCUGAAUGACAAUGUCUUAGAUUCUGAACCCCAAACUGUCAAUUUUGGUGCAAAGCCAGUUCAAGCUGAAUUCUACAGUAGAGACUACAUUAUAAAUAAUAAAAAUACUCCCUCUAAACCUCCACGGAAAAAGUGGGAGGUGAAGACUGAUCAUUAUUCACCUGGUGCUGAAAUUGUAAAUAAACAGAAAGAUCUGGAUAACGCUGAGGAAAAGAUAUACAUGUCUGCAAGCAAGUUAUCAAACCUUGAAUCAAAACUUCAUCAUCUCCAACAGGAAGUUACCAGCACUCAUUCUGGGAAUAAAAGAAAGAUUUCACACCUGGAAGAGGACAUUGCUCAAACUGUUGCAGAGACUUGCCGUUCAGAUCAUGAUAUUGGUGCGAUUGAAAGAUCUGUUGAAGCUCUCCAGGUAUCCUGUCCAGCUUCUCCUAGGUCUGCCGAGGAUGACAAUUCCAACAUGUCCUCCCCAAGUUUGUCCAUUGACUCCGGAUUCUCAUCAAUAAGAGAGCGACCUCAGCCUACUGUCAUUAUUGGUACAACUGGAGAGGACGAGCUACCUGAAAGUAGGACAGAAUUAAACGAGGAGACUGGGGUCGAGCUACCAUCGGUAAACAGAUUGAAGCAGUUGUUUGCACACACUCAAGAGGAGGAGGCUGCAUUUAAGAGGAAAUCUAGUUUAGAAGGAUCGGUUCAUAGUAUCACAGCCAGAACAUUGGGGAAAGAUAAAGUAGAAAAGAUCAGAUCCAUGGCAAGAACUGUCAAUCAUCCAUCUCCAUUGGCUGCUGAAUCAUCCAAUCAGAGCAAAACUGGAAAAAGUCAAAUAACUGUGACAUUAGCUCCUGUUAGUCAUACAAUUAAUUAUCAACCUCAGGCCAAUCAGAUAUUUCCAAAAGAGAAAGGAACAUAUUUCCCUCCUGAUCAACCAAUCAAAAGGGACAUUGCAAACAAAAUAGAAUCUCAGCCAAUUAGCAAAACUAAUACAAGUUCAAAAAGUGUUAGAGCUCCUCCUCCACCAUGUCAAUCAAACCAAAGCCAAACUCCUUCAAAAAAUGAAACCAGUGAUGAAACUACAUCAGAGAAAAAGAAAAAUUCCAGAAUACGGCCUGGAUGCAUAAAUGCCAGAGCGAAAUUUUGGGAGAAGAAGAUACAGGGUGAUUCUACUGAAGAGGAAUAUCCAUCAAUGUUGGAGCAAGUCCCAGACUGAGUAACAUUGGAAAGAAACUAAAAGAGUCUGCCACAGAAUGAAUACACUGUAUCAAAGAUUUGUUACGACACCUGCCAAAGAUAGUCUCAUAAAACAAACUGCCUGAUUAUCUCUCUUUCACAAGAUGGUCUCAUUUCAGUUUCAUGAUUGUCUCCCUUUUAUGUAUUCUUUCAAACAUUAACUGAAUCUGUUUUUCUUGUUUAAGGAAACAGUCAUGUACUUAAUGAAAAUUUCUUUUAAGAAAUAGUACUAAUAUAAUUUUCUGUUUUAAUUUUAACCAAGAAUUCUGUAUUGACAUACUGGAUGAAUGUUGUGCACUUUUGAGAUAAAAAUUACAAAAAACAUAACAUUUAAGAUAAAAGUGAAACUAGACAAGACAGUUCAAUAAUGUUCUCUGCUAUUUAUGAAAUGUAACCAGAACUGAUAAUUUCUUGAUUGAUAUUUUAUUCCUCGAAAUCUGUUAAUGCAUAAUUUUGUGUCGGAUAAUCUUAUUAUGAGCAUUCUAAAAUAUAUAAGUGUACAUUAUUUAUUUUAGGUUUCUGUGUGUUGUUACCUCUUGUUUUGUUCCUUUUUAUUGUCCAUAUGUAAUACACUUGUGUUUCUUACCGCCUUGCAGAUAUAUGAAAAAAUCCUUGAUUAUGUCCCUUACUAUAACUACAGUCAAUGUCUUCCCUUUUCUUGAUAAAUACUUUGAUAAAGAAAAAAAGAAGUCUGGAGCCCAAGCAAUUUCUUAAAUUUACAGAAAAUAUACUGAUAAAAGCUUUUAAAUUAAUUUUUUUUAAAAUUGACUUUGACAGCUCCAUAUCGAAAUAACAUUAUACUACAUUUUUAUAUCAGUAUAGAUUUUGGGUCUUAUUAAAGCUGUUAAAAUGAAUUAAUAAUACAUUGAUCUUUAAACAAACUUGCAUAUAUCAGGAAUUUGAUUCUAAGAGGAGAAUUCCUUCAUAGAACGACAUUGUAAAUUUUGUUCUUUGAAGAUUUACUGGCACAAAAUUUAUGGGCACAUUUUCAGGGGAGGUAACACAUGUCUACUUACUUUUACAUCAUAACCAGCUAUUUCCCUUAGAUACAUUUUCUUCUCUUUAAGAAUUUCUAGCACAAUUCAUGUCCAAAUGGGGAGAUAACAUGUCUUGUUACUUUGUACCAUCCUCCCUAAAAAAGCAAAUAGGGUAUAUAGAUUUAUAUUUUAUAUAACUAGCAUUGCUCUUUAAAGGAACUUGCAUAUAUCAGGAAUUUUAUUUUUAGGAGAGUAGUUCCUUCAGGAAAUGAAAUAUAAAAUUCUAUUCUUCAAAGAUUUUCUCUCACAACAUUCAUUUCCAUAGUGGAGAUUACACCUGUCUAGUUCCUUUGUACUUCUUACCAGCUCUUUCCCUGAAAAGCACAUAGAGUAUACAGAUUUAGAUUUGAUAUAACUAGCAUUUGUACAUAUAUAUAUAUAAAUUGUUACAACUGGCUGAGCCAGAUAUGAUAUUAAAAAUAAUAAUGCAAUAUAUAAUAUGGGUAAUAAUUAUCAUUCUGUUGUAACAUUGUUAUUGUUGUCAUUGUUUGAUAUUAAUAUUCAUAAUUAUCUCGUGAAUAUUCAUUGGAUAUCUUAUCAAAACUUUCUAUAUGAUAUGAUAUAUAUAGAAUGUGCAAUAUUUUAUUUAAAUAAAAAAUAACUAAACAAUUAUACAA
Molecule: messenger RNA, 8309 nt
Organism: Mytilus californianus (California mussel)
Lineage: Eukaryota; Metazoa; Mollusca; Bivalvia; Mytilida; Mytilidae
Product: titin homolog
Exons: 26
Coding region: 1290-6635 (1781 amino acids)
Biological process (GO): intracellular protein transport
Cellular component (GO): cortical actin cytoskeleton
Molecular function (GO): myosin binding; small GTPase binding; actin binding
Source: RefSeq, a predicted model, not a curated record